This is a messenger RNA of Cyprinodon variegatus (sheepshead minnow), 648 nucleotides long. RefSeq names its product microseminoprotein, prostate associated (gene msmp1). The record is from RefSeq and is a predicted model, not a curated record. The transcript has 3 exons. Bases 40 to 477 code for a protein of 145 amino acids. Lineage: Eukaryota; Metazoa; Chordata; Actinopteri; Cyprinodontiformes; Cyprinodontidae.
AACAUAAGGAGAAGAGGAAUCAGGAGCUGAUCCAACCAGAUGAAGAUGGAGCUGACUGUGGUUAACUGGGUGGUCGCAGCAGCAGGCUUUCUGCUGUUCUGGGCCAGUGGCGGCUCUACUGCCCCCCUUGAGUGUCACUUCAACUCCAGAGCGCUUUGUGAGUUUGAGGGGAAGCAGUACGCCUUGGGGGAGACCUGGGUGGACAAAGCCUGCAUGCAGUGCACCUGUUUGCAUCCUGUUGGCGUCGGCUGCUGUGAGACGGUGCAUCGACCAGUGGACUUCCCUGCCUGGUGCGAGUUGAAGGUGGAGCCGGUGACCUGCAAAGUGUUUCUGGUCCAGACAGCUGAUCCUCGCCUUCCGUGCAACCCGGGUGAAACAGACAAGGACCCCAGCCAUGGAUCGCUCCAGCUGCAGAUGGACGGGGGGAUACGCACAACACCGUGUCCUGAGACCAACAACAGCUUAACUUACACCUAAAUACCAGCAAUGCUUUUCAUCCGAAUCUACGUUAAACACAAUCUGGGAAUCUUGGACUGAAUCCACAUUAGACCGUUUCAAGGCAAACCUUCAGAUAUUCUGAAAAGCAGCCAUCUAUGAUGGCUGUAUAACACUGCUUCCUUAGUAUGCUUCCUCAAAGUAUCUAAUUGA